Molecule: messenger RNA, 3095 nt
Organism: Malania oleifera
Lineage: Eukaryota; Viridiplantae; Streptophyta; Magnoliopsida; Santalales; Ximeniaceae
Product: probable calcium-binding protein CML18
Exons: 2
Coding region: 693-1184 (163 amino acids)
Molecular function (GO): enzyme regulator activity; calcium ion binding
Source: RefSeq, a predicted model, not a curated record
GACAGAGUCGGCCAGUCCCGGGCGACUCUAGCAAGGAAGACGUGCUUUUGUCCACGGAACUCCCGCCUAUUUUCCCGCUUGAAAGUUUUCUCGAGAAAAUUUCAAGCUUACAGCCUCUUCCAAUUUUAUAACAACGUCAUGAUGAUCGUCAUGGUCACCAACUCUUUCUUCGUUUUCUCUACGUAGUUGACAACUCGCCAUCAUUUAUUAUAUGUAAUAAAUUGUCAUUAUUUUUGUUUUAAAUGGCCUAAUCAAUUCAAGAUCAGCUAUCCAAGAGAGAGAAUUUCUGCACUACGUGUUCUUCAUCUGCGGACAAAUAAAAAUCUGUGUCCAUUCCCCCUCCUUGAUUUGAUGUUCCCUCGUAUGUCCGUGAGCCGCCGGCAAAUCAGGAUCACAGUUGGGGGAUCAAAGAAAGAGAACACAAUCUGAGUUCUACAGAUCCGUCAGAAGGGAAGAAAAAAAGAACUCUAGUUCGAUGUUCGAAGACGAAUUGCGUUCUAUCGAUCCUUCUUUUUCGUGAUCGGCAUGUUCUUGAAUCGGUUGUGCUAGGAGUGGAAAGAAUUGAUCGAGAGAGGAAGAAGGGAUGUGUUCUGAUUGAUUUGCAAACAUAGGGUUUUAAUUGAGGCAAAUUAUAGAUUUCGAAUUGGAUCAAUUCAUUUGAGAGUGAGAGAGGAAUAGAAGUAGCUGAUCACAUGAGUGGCAAAGAACCGGUAAAAUUAGACGACGAGCAACUGGCCGAACUCCGGGAGAUAUUCCGAUCAUUCGAUCGGAACAACGACGGGAGCCUCACGCAAUUGGAGCUCGGAUCGCUCCUGCGAUCGCUGGGGCUGAAGCCGAGUGCGGAACAGCUCGAAGCUCUAAUUCAGAAGGCCGACAAGAACAGCAACGGCAUCGUCGAGUUCUCCGAGUUUGUGGCACUGGUGGCACCGGAGCUGCUCCCGGCGAAGUCCCCCUACACUGAGGAGCAGCUGCAGAAGCUGUUCCAGAUGUUCGACCGCGACGGCAACGGAUACAUCACGGCGGCGGAGCUGGCGCACUCCAUGGCGAAGCUCGGCCACGCCCUCACGGCGGAGGAGCUGACGGGGAUGAUAAGAGAGGCGGACACCGACGGUGAUGGCCGGAUCAACUUCCAAGAGUUCUCGCAGGCCAUCACCUCCGCCGCCUUCGACAAUUCAUGGGCUUGAAUUUUCAUUGUGUUCUGGAUGGACAGGGUUUCAGAAUGGAGAUUUCAAGCAGACAGGGUGCAGUUCUAACGGUAACAAGAUAUGCCCAUGUCGUAUGUGAUGUGAUGCAGGAAGCCAUCCUCUUGAGUUGUUGUGCAAAGAUCAGCUAGGUGAGAUGUUUCUACCAUGGCUGCAGCCACCAUUUGCUUGAUUUUUGGGAUUUUCCAUUCAUUUGGGGAUAAAUCGUUCUCUAUGAUCCUUGGUUAGGGUAAGACGCCAUUCUCAAUUUUGUUAAUUUUUCACAUUUUCUCGUGAGUUAAUUGUAAUUUUUUUUUAUUUUUCUUAUUUUAUUUCUUUUUAAGACUGAUCAUAUCCAUGCUUCUAAUGCUAGCUAGGUUUAUCAAUUUUAAAGAUUGUUAUGUAUUUUUCAAUAUUUGGAUCUUGUGUUUUUCUUCAAAUUUACUUGAUAGUUUAGUUAAGAUUGUUUGUAAUCACUUAUAAAAAUGUGUUUUUUUUUAAAGUAAUAGUCAGUGCUUAGUAAUAAAAAAAAAAAAUUUAACUUUUUGGUUACAUAUUUCUAUAUUUGCAUUAAUAUCCUUUGUGAAUAUUUUCAUAUCAUUUCCCGAAAUGUUAUAUUAAGAAAUCAACUAAUCAUUAUUUACCCUUUGUGAAUAUUUUCAUAUCAUUUCCCGAAAUGAUACAUUAAGAAAUCAACUAAUCAUUAUUUAAAGUCUUGAAAUCCAAAAGAGCUACCGUUCUCUCUCUCUCUCUCUCUCUCUCUCUCUCUCUCUCUCCAAUUGGGUUAUCCGAAGCUUAUAUGACAAUUUCAACAGUAGCAUUAUUGUUAGAAUCAACUUUAACUAGGUGGCAUGCCCCAUAUAUCUGGAUGCAAAACGGAUUCCGUUUAAAAUGGGUUCAAGUUUAUGCAAGUCAAUUGGUUUAUAAACGGUCAAUUCGUGAGCUGUUCGUUUAUACGCGGGUUUGGAUCGGGUCAUUCGACGUGUGACCCGUUUUGCCACCCUAUCAGUUCGGUUCUAAUUUCAAGGCCCAAGGGUUUCGCUGCUAAAAUGGGUUUUGUCGUUCAAAUUACGGAGGUUUAACUUUUCAACUGUGGGUUCGGACCGUUCGAUUCCGACAACUCUGUAUUUGCACGCGUGACCAAGGAGGAUGGCCGUCACGACCAUGGCAGCAAACUUGGUUGUACCAUUGUAUGACAUAUAUAUACAGAGAGAGGCAGAGAGAUGGAGACAGGGAUCGAGGAAGAAGAAGUUCAAUAAUUUCGCGAAGCUUGUGGCGUUAAUGGGGAAUUCGCCGAUGGAGAAACCCGCCGGCGGCAAAUCGAAGAACGCCAUCAUGAAUUAACAUUUUCGGCACCUGCUCUAGUCUGUUUUCUUCUUCUUCGUCUUCUUCCUUCGCUCGCUCUCCGUCUCUGAUCACCAUCGAAUCUCAAAUUUGAAUAGAGACAAGGGAGACAGAAACCUUUCAUUCGGAAUCAACACCGGUGGAGCCAUGGAGGUGUUAAUCGAAUAAUGGAGAGCACGGACUCGUCAACGGGGUCGCAGCAGCCGCAGCUCCCAUCGAGAUUUCGAUUCCACCCCACCGACGAAGAGCUCGUCGUUCACUACCUCAAGAAUAAGGCCUCCUCCGCGGUCGAUCUCUAGAAGCUCAAUCCCUGGGAUGAAAGGUUGAUCUGAACCAUUCGUGCGUAGGGUACGUUGUUGAUCUGAACGUGCUUGAGUGGACUUGUGCAUCACGUUCAGAGGCUAUUGAUGACUUGACUAUUUCAUAUCUUCAAAGAGUGCCUAGGUACAGGAAAGCCAUGUUCUUAGACCGGCUUUACCUAAUUUGCCCACUGAAUUGGACUUGACUAUUACAUAGGAAUUUUAAAAAAAAAAAAUUAAAAUAAAUAAAUUAUAUGUUUUAAAUGGAUAA